Molecule: messenger RNA, 5236 nt
Organism: Myxocyprinus asiaticus (Chinese sucker)
Lineage: Eukaryota; Metazoa; Chordata; Actinopteri; Cypriniformes; Catostomidae
Product: kinesin-like protein KIF19
Exons: 20
Coding region: 269-3307 (1012 amino acids)
Biological process (GO): microtubule-based movement
Molecular function (GO): microtubule binding; ATP binding; microtubule motor activity
Source: RefSeq, a predicted model, not a curated record
UAGUGUGGGCGGAGAAACACAUCCUGCUCAGGCGUGGACAUGACUCCACCGUAUUUUAACAGAGACGCACGACCAGUGUUUUGACCGCACAGUGUCUUUAUAAUAUUAGAGAGAGUUGACAGCGCAGGUUAAUUCAGCGCGUUCUUCUGCGGAUGCGUCGCGUUUUGUUACUUCAGUCAUGAUAGCGUUGUGUCUGUUGUACAUUCCUUAUGUAACGCGUAUGUUUUAGUUCACAAUUAACCGUGCAAAGGGCUAUCAAAACAUUAAGAUGAAGGACACAGGUGAAUCAAAGGAUCAUCAGCUGACUGUGGCCCUGCGGAUUCGCCCUUUGAACGAUGCUGAACUGGAGGAAGGAGCCACUAUAAUAGCCCACAAAAUGGACGACCAGAUGGUGGUACUGAAGGACCCAAUGGAGGAUCCCGAUGAUAUUCUUCGUGCUCAUCGGUCCAGAGAGAAGACUUAUAUGUUUGAUGUGGCCUUUGAUUAUUCAGCCACGCAGGACGAGGUGUACCGAGCUACCACUAAAGGAUUGAUUGAAGGCCUUAUAUCAGGGUACAAUGCCACCGUUUUUGCCUACGGACCCACAGGUUGUGGGAAGACCUACACUAUGCUUGGAACAGACAGAGAUCCUGGUAUCUAUGUACGCACAUUAAACGACCUGUUCAAAGCCAUCGAAGAAACCGGCGAUGACAUGCAAUACAGUGUCUCGAUGUCCUACUUAGAGAUCUAUAAUGAGAUGAUAAGAGACUUACUGAAUCCAUCCUCUGGGUUUCUGGACUUGAGAGAGGACUCGAAGGGAGAGAUACAGGUCACGGGGAUCACAGAGGUCUCCACCAUCAAUGCACGCGAGAUCAUGGAGUUGUUAAUGAAGGGAAACAAGCAGAGAACUCAAGAGCCGACAGCGGCCAAUCAGACGUCGUCUCGCUCUCACGCUGUGCUGCAGGUGGCCGUGCGACAACAGAGUCGAUGCCGAGACAUUCUACAGGAAGUACGAUUUGCACGACUCUUCAUGAUUGAUCUGGCUGGGUCUGAGCGGGCUUCACAGACACAGAACAGGGGUCAGAGGUUAAAAGAAGGAGCUCAUAUUAACCGUUCUCUCCUUGCUCUGGGGAACUGCAUCAAUGCCUUGAGUGAGAAGAAUGGCAACAAAUAUGUCAAUUACAGAGAUAGCAAACUCACGCGACUGCUCAAGGACUCUUUGGGAGGGAACAGUCGAACAGUGAUGAUUGCCCACAUAAGCCCCGCCUCUCUGGCCUUCGAAGAUUCACGGAAUACCUUGACCUAUGCCGACCGUGCCAAAAGCAUCCGCACACGGGUAAAGAGAAACCUGUUGAAUGUGUCCUAUCACAUCGCUCAGUACACCAGCAUUAUAUCUGACCUGCGCAGCGAGAUUCAGAGGUUAAAGAAAAAGAUUGCGGACCAGGCCAGUAUACAGCUCAACCCAGACAGAACAGACAUCCGCCAUGUUCAAGCAGAGGUGCAAGCUCACUCAUCUCAGCAGAGUCAGGCUGAGAUGGACCAACUACGGGAACAGCUGAUCAAUGCAUUUAGACAGCAGAUGGACAUCAGGAAGCGUCUUAUGGAGUUAGACAACAGCAACAUGGAGAUCCAGAUUGACACAUCCAAACACUUGCUGACCAUUGCAGACUGGGAGCAGGAACGUUUCAGAAGAAGAAAGAAGUGGCAGGGCGAGAGGAGGAAGGAGAGUUUUCAUAAGGAUGAGAGCGAGAAAGACUCCGACUCACCAGAAUCUCUGCCGGACAGCACAGAGACACAAGAGGUGGCCAUGGCCAGAGAGAAUCUUGUCACACUCAUGGCAGAGCAGAAGAAAAUACAAAAACAGAAGGCCGGGCUGGAGCAGCGUCUGACAGAGCUGAGAGAGCAAGCCCGACAUCUCGAGGAGCUUCUCCCCCACCGCGUAAGCUCUGAGGAGCAGAGGGAGGUUCUUUGCCUCCUCUGUAAGGUCCACGAGUUGGAGAUCGAGAAUGCAGAGAUGCAGUCAAGCACUCUGCUUAAGGACAAUGUGAUCCGGCAGAAAAACGUGGUCGUGCAGCGUUUUGAGCAGCACAGGCACCUAUGCCACGAGAUCAUCCUGCAGCAGCGGAGAUUUAUUGAUGAUCACAGUCUCCUGGUCCCUCCUCAUCUUCAAGAGCUCUAUGAGAUGUACAUGAAGGAAAUGGAUGAGAAGAACUUGGAUAGAGUCGUGGCCUUGGAUAAGUUCACCAUUCGUACUCUUAAGGAGGGUUCUUUGCCCAAGAUCACCCACCCCAGCAGAGGCCGUGACCCCUUGCAGGAGAUGGACUCAGACCAGGAGAGUGUUCGCACGCUGGGCUCAGACAACAGACAAGGGCAGACGAAAGUGAGGAGACACACGCUGCCUCCCAUCCUGCCAGAGUCUGAUGGAGAGCGAGUUUUUAAGACCAGUCACAAACAGAUGAAGAACUCUGUAGUAAUGACACCACCACCCAUUCAUAUCAAUGGACAGGGCAACAGAGAGCUGUUGCCAUCUGUCCUGGAUGACACCUCGAGAUGCAGUCAUCUCAGCCACAGUAUGAGCAGCCACCUGGACUCCUCAACUGAGUGCAGUGAGAACGGCACAGAUGCUCCUCUCACACCUAAAAAGAAACAGCAAAUCCUAAGAGGUGUGCAGAACAUCGCUGUCAAGGCCGCCCGACGGCGCUCUAAGGUCCUUGAAUUAGACGCCCUGCGAUUACCCCCACCGCCCUCUCCCCUAGAUCCCAAGAAGCACAAGAGUAACCUGUCUCUAAGCGAGGUGCCCCCCAAAGGCCUGGUGCUGCGCCGUGGGAGACAGCCAAGCCCAGAGCUAUGGCACGCCACCUCUGAUGACAACCUGUCCAGUAGCACGGGUGAUGGCACCACACCCAAUGGCACAUGGACGGGUCCCCGAAAUCGUCAGGCUGUUAAGAACCCCACCCCACAGGAACAGGACUUUGAGGGUCGCAGAUACAAGAGGAGGUCUCGAUCAUUUGAAGUCACAGGACAGGCAUUGUCUCAGGUAAAGAACACCAGCCAACGAUUUCGUCCCCUGGAUAGCACUUCUGAUCCCCACCUACACAUUAACGGCCACCCCCCUGCCCCUCUCCUUCGGCUCCAGCAUAGAGCCCAACCUCAGCUUACAAAAGCCCGGCCCUCCCACAACAUCCACCAAACAGGAUCAACAGCUGAUGUCACUUCCUCCAACCUGCCCUCCCACCUCAUUAAGCGUGGCCCCCAAACCAGGCAACUUCAGCCUCUGUUGUACGUCACCACCACUGGGAUGGGCGGCCAGCGAACCCGCAAACACUAAAGAUUCUCAGGACUUUCUCUUGGUAGAGCAGAGGUCCUGGCCUGAUCAAAGAUGGCGUCCCCUUGACUACAGCACCAGCACGAUGGAUCCCAUCCCAUGAAAGCAUGUAGAGAUCAAGUGGAAGGUUUCCUCAUUGUAUCCCAAUCAAAGAGCUGUACCGUGAGAUCCAACGUAUAAAUAUGUAAAAAAAUGAACUUAUACUCUGUAAAGAAAGACCAUGCCCUGCUAUCAUGUGACAUGGGUUUUUGUUCCCUUCCCUUCCUGAGUGUUUGCAAAUAUUCUCUGAUGACUGGUGACUUAUGAUGUCUGCUUUAUUUUGUUUAGAAAUCCUUUGGCUUCUGCAAAUGUCAAGAAUUGAUUGCCAUGAAUUCACCAGGCCUGACUUGUCGACUUUCUAGUACUGUUCGGAUUGUAGUCCUAAAUCCUGGGGAAAAACGUAGCAUUUUCGAGUCAUUGGUUGCCACUGGAAUUUCUAAUGGGCUUUUAGAAUAGUGGUUUCCAAUUUAUUCGUAAAAUAUUGACUGUGGUUAGCAUUACUUGAAGAGAAUUGUACGUUUUGAUCUAAAAUAUGAAUUACACGCAUGCAACACAUUAAUUUUAAUGCUGUUGAAUGCUUUAAAACGCAAGUUGCUAAAACGGUGGGACACGCAUCACUUGUCCAUCAGUCAGGCAGACCACAGACCACAUUUUAUUAAUAAAUUGAAAACUGAUAUUCUAAAAACCUAUAAGAAAUUUUCAAGGGAACCCAUGGCGAAUUUGCCUUCUGGGUUGGCCUGCAAUUUGAUGUCAUGACUGAACAGCAAAAAUGCUCUUUUAAAGUCAACCUAAUUUGACAGGGGAUAAAACCUGUCUAAAAUUUCAGUUGAAUAUUUAUAUCAGGCCUUAUAGUGACAACUGACAAUGAUGAUAUAAUCCCCCCCCCAAAAAAAGUUACUAAGUCUACAGAACUAAAAUGGUGAUGCUUGUUUAUGUUACUGCACAAUCACAUAUGCCCCUCUCAUUCCCCAGGGAACAGUAUAUUUCUCACAGCUGCUGUGGUUGUGAAAGUAUUGUUCCCUCAGGCCUUGCACAAAUGAAUGUACUGUCACACUGCUUAUGAAUCAUAUGUCUGGCUUCUAAGAAUUCGUCUCUGAUGAUACACACUGCUCCAUUUACUGAUGUCAUUUAGUGUUUACUGCUAUCCACCUUUAUCCUGAACACUGAAGUGUUCCAUGAUUCUACUGUUUUCAAUUUCAGGUCUCCAGUGUUUUCACUCACAUCGGCGUAUAUUCUUAGUGGGUAAUGUAAUGUUUAAGGUAUUACAUUUGUAAAAAUUGUCAAAAAACAUGCCGAUACUUCACAGAGUCGACAUGACAGUUUUUUUUUUUAUAGACAGUGCCUCACCUGAGUGUGUAGAUGUCAUGAAGUGAUGGUCAGAUGUUAGUUUAGUUGUUAUGACAACCAACAACUGCACAAGUUGAGCCUGAAAUUAAUUUUUACUCCAAAAAACACUUAAAUAGUUGUCCCCCCACCUCUGGAUCGCUGAUUGUGGCAGUUUUUACUUGGCAUCUCGAGACCAGAAAUAGAAAACAGGCAAUCUGAAUCAUCAUGGCGCUGCCCAGUGGUUGCUCAGGAAAACUGUGGAUAAAUCAAAUGAAUUUUGCCUUCACUGUCAUUCAUGUUUCAGUGUAACUAUUUUCUUUAAAAUCCUUUUGGGUUUGUGUUAGAUCUUAGUACCAGACGAGGUGGCAUAUUUCAUGUAGUCCAGACCCUCUAUAAAUUAUUUGAUGAAAAAAAAAAAAAAAAAAAACACUGCUGCCUUUUCUUUGAAAUGUUCUCAAAGUUUGUGUAUUUUUUUUUUUUUUUAAUAUAUAUAAUUAUAGAUAGAUACUUUUUCUACUCUUAAGUUUAUACCUUUUUUUUGUAACCAAAAUAAAUUUGAUUGACAAA